AUGGGGUCUUGGGCAGAUGCAGGCGACGAAUUUUCCGCUCCACCAGAUAUAAUAAGCAACCCCGAUGGAACCAAGACAGUGAUAACAUUCAGGACCAAUCAAGAUGGCAAAAAGGUCAAGGUCACGCAAAGGAUCCGAGAAGUCGUAGUUCAAGAGCGAGUCCAUCCGUUAAUCGCCAAGCGCAAGAACUGGGUCAAGUACGGCAAGGAGAAGAACAAGCCGCCUGGCCCCGACACAAGUACCACCCAGUUGGGUGAAAAAGUCGAUUUGAGAUUAGGUCUUUCUUGGAAGCAGAUUGAAAAGAAAGAAGAAGAAGAUAAGCAGCAAGAAAGAGCCUCGAAAGUCAGCGUACAGACCAUCAAGUGCAGAGUAUGUGGAGGCGAUCACUAUACUGCCAAAUGUCCGUUCAAAGACACCUUGGGUGCUGCUGCCGGCGUCACUCCAAGUGGAACCACGCCCGAGCCAAAUGCCGAUGGCGGUGCUUCUGCUGGUGGCGAUUCUGGCGCUGGUGGCAAGUACAUUCCAAGACACUUGAGACCCGACGCCAACGGCAACAUACCUUCCAGAGAAGCUAGAGACGACUCGACAACGUUGAAGGUGUCGCAGUUGAACAGCUUUGUCGACGAAGACAUGUUGAGGAACGAGUUGUUUGCUCGUUUCGGUCCAUUGGAAAGAGUCACCGUGGUCAGGAAUAGAGAAACUGGCGAAAGCAGGGGCUUCGCUUACGUGAGCUUUAUCAGCGAAGAAGUUGCGCAAAGGGCCUUGGAUUUGUUGAAUGGUAAAGGCUACCACUCGUUGAUUUUGCAUUUGGAAUGGUCAAAGAAGAAGAAACCAUUGUAG
Molecule: messenger RNA, 840 nt
Organism: Lodderomyces beijingensis
Lineage: Eukaryota; Fungi; Ascomycota; Pichiomycetes; Serinales; Debaryomycetaceae
Source: the annotation of a GenBank genome assembly